CACAAGUCAGACCACAUAAGUGAAGUUGAGAAGACAAACAAAUUGUCAGCCUCCUUUUUGCGUUUCGGGGUACAGUGUAGUUUUCGUGCACCAGUUUAAAGUGAACGAGAAAGAGUUGAUCGGGGUUCACUCAGCGGGGAAAAGUCGAGCACAGACCGAGACAAACACCAUCCUCCUUCGCGUUACAGACAUGGAGAGGGCAUUAUCACGUAGGACAUCGGUGUGGGGAAAAAUGUCCAUGUUUUGGAUUUUCCCUGUUUUGUUUGUGACAACUGGAGCCCACCCCCACUCCACACUGGUUGUUUCUGCCCCACACCUGUACUACACCUGUCCUGAAGGUGCAACUGCCAAACUGUUGUGUGACCAAAAAGGUGCUGCUCUGUCCCCCACUGAUACCCUGAAGUACAACUGGCUUUUCACACCCCACAGUGACCAACCAUGUGAAAGAGGGAAAGGUCCAAGACAUGUCGAGCAUUCACAUAACCACACCGUGCCAGGACUGCAUUAUGGACGGGAUGACCAUAAAAUGUGGGUGACUCUGCAGAACGUGACCCAAGCUGAUCAAGGUCGCUAUUGCUGUGUUUUUGGGGAGAUCAAAAAGGACCAUAAUCAUCUGUCAGUUGUGCAGCAUUCUCACAGCUACAUUGUUCUUCACAUAACACCAAAGAGAAAUGGCCCUCUAAACUGCACUGUCUGGGAUCCCACACCACCUGGAGGUUCUGUGCCCGUGGCUUUGGCUUUAGCAGCCUGCAUCGUGGCUCUGCUCUCUCUGCCUCUUAUUCUGGUGCUUGUUUACAGACAGAGGCAAAAUGUCCAGCAACACAGACGUGCACAAGAGCUGGUGAGGAUGGACAGUGAGGCUCAAGGCCAUGACAAUCCAGUGUUUCUUAGGGGAUCACCCCAAAGAAAGACCCGUACUGUGUCUCAAAUAUUGACCAGGCAAUCCUCUGAGACAGGUCGCCACUUGUUGUCUGACCCAGGAACACCCCUCUCACCCCCUGCACAUGGGGAUGUAUUCUUCCCAUCUGAAGACAUCAUCCCUGAGUCUCCUGACUUCAUGCAGGUUUAAAGAGCAGAACAACCUUGUUCAUUUUUUUACUGCUGACCUGGAAGUGGUUCUGCAACUUUCUUCCUUCUCUCUCUGGCUUAAGAGCAAAAUUCUCCUCAAGGAUUCUCAUCUCUACCUUGUCUAGACUGCAGGAGGGAGAAGAACUGCAUUUUUUUAUUCUGAUACUACUUUCACUUGCAACAACAGCUGGAGGCCAAAAGUGAACUUCAGCAGCCGUUAUGAACCCUGUGAUGUGUGCUGAAAGUGGGGUUCUGUCAUGUACAGAAGCAACAGACUUUGAUGCAGUACAGAUAAACAUUUAUUUACUUAGGCUGGUGUGUCCUCUGCAAGCCCUUUUAAAUCCUGAAAGAGCCCAACUAGGACUGCUUUAUGUCAACUUACUGUCACUGGUAUGUUAAUAUGUGCCAUAAAAAGACUGUAAUGUAUCACUGAAUAUUAACUGAUUGAUCAUGAGAACUGUCAAAGAAGCAAUCUCCUAUAAAAAUGACCCAACAUUAUAUGGUAUCCAUGGUAAUGUGGUGUAGACAUCAGUGAAUAAGAGCAGAAUAAGAAGUUAUAAACAUAUACAUCCCAGGAACAAAACAGAAAACUAUUUUUUUUUCUUUUAAAUGAACCCGAUGGUCACUUCAUUUUCUUGUCAGUCAUUUUUUAUGGCAUUAUAUUUUUUAAACAUUUUUACUUGUUCCUGUUUCUGUCUUAUUUUUCCUCUUUGCUACCUCAGUUACUGUUUGCUGUGUUCUUCUAAAUACGCUUCUUCUUUCUUGUACUUAAAAAGUGAAGCACUGCACAGUGGCCUUAAAAAAUAUCUAUUGUAAAACUUGUUUUUGAGGUAGUUUCUCAUUUUUCUGCGUUUGUACAGGUUAUCAAUAAAAUGUUUAUUUUUCUUUUGAAUGUAGCCUCACAGACACCAACAAACUCUUCAACACACAUUUAUCAUUGCUUUUACAAUGUUUUUUUUUGUUAAGCAAAAUUGUUAAGCAAAUUGAGCAAAUGUGUUGAGUAAUUACUUUGAGAUGUUAACCAAA
This is a messenger RNA of Melanotaenia boesemani (Boeseman's rainbowfish), 2094 nucleotides long. RefSeq names its product V-set immunoregulatory receptor (gene vsir). NCBI's taxonomy places the organism in Eukaryota, Metazoa, Chordata, Actinopteri, Atheriniformes, Melanotaeniidae. The record is from RefSeq and is a predicted model, not a curated record. The transcript has 7 exons. Gene Ontology annotation, biological process: positive regulation of regulatory T cell differentiation; regulation of immune response; negative regulation of CD4-positive, alpha-beta T cell proliferation. The coding region runs from base 191 to 1069 and encodes 292 amino acids. Gene Ontology annotation, cellular component: plasma membrane.